This is a messenger RNA of Laetiporus sulphureus 93-53, 836 nucleotides long. RefSeq lists its product as uncharacterized. NCBI's taxonomy places the organism in Eukaryota, Fungi, Basidiomycota, Agaricomycetes, Polyporales, Laetiporaceae. The coding region runs from base 205 to 777 and encodes 190 amino acids. The record is from RefSeq and is a predicted model, not a curated record. The transcript has a single exon.
AACCGAGGCCGAUCGAGGUAUGGGAGAAUGUGAUCAACCAUCUGUGGGUUGACUGGGAAGCUUUGAGUGAGUGCAGCCUCGUCUGCCGAGCGUGGUACCCUCCAAGUCGCUUCCACUUGGAUAGGUGGAUUGGAAUCUGGAGUGUCCAGGGUGUGAAGGCCUAUGUGAAGAAGCUGAAGCAGAGGCCCGAGCUGCACGCACAGUAUGAACAUAUUCGGCAAUAUUGUGAUGUCAGAUCCAUCAGCGCUGUCGGCGGCGGCGAUCAUGCUUGCUCACAAGCUGCCCCAGCUGGAAACGCUCUCAAUCCAGUGGUCAAAGUGGGAGCCAUGGACGAUGCACAGCGGCAUCUUCCUGCAGCUCCCUGCCGCCUUCUCCGUCACUCGCCUCCUUCUCAUUGAAGUCACAUUCCCGUCUAUCACUGUCUUUGGGUGCCUCGUCUGCGCCCUGCCAUGCCUGGUCGAGCUCAAAUGCUGCUAUCUGACAUUCACACAUGACUACUUCCAUGGUGAUACAUUUGGUCCAUAUUGCAAUCGCGUCAACAUCAGGUCCUUGUCAUUCGAGGAAGAUCAUCUGCCACCUGAGAAACUCAUCGACUUCCUUACUCAUCCUUGCAUCUCGAGUCGCUUGCAGAGACUCAUCAUCAAUGAUAAACGUCAACCGGCUGAUGGAAAACAAUGGAAAUAUCAGCGACUAUUGGAUGCUGCAUCUACCUCACUCUCAGAACUGCGAUUGGAUCUUAAGGACACUACUGCAGGUGUGCACUCUAGUUUCAUGUAAGCAUUCCUGCUAACCAGAGUCUGUCCAGAUCCUGUGUUGUCCUUCACUCACAACACCUC